GGAUUAUUUCCUUCCUGGAUUAUAUUUCCUCUGCCAGACUGCAUAGAUAUCUUGGAUCGAAGAGGGUUUAUUGUUUAGAAAAUGUCGUGCUUUCCCCGUUCCUUCAGGCUUCUCAACAGAGCUGUUAUCCGACCAGCACUGUCUUCUCCGCGAUUACCAGUAUGCUUGUGCGGGGCCAGAUGGUUUUCUUCAUCAAAGCCUGGCAGGAUCAUGGAAAUGAGUUGCUUCUCAUCUGAGCAAUUGAUGGUUCGAGACGCUAUAUCGAAGAUCUGCUCCAAAUUCUCAGAAGAAUACUGGGUAGAUUACGAUGAAUCCGGAGAGUAUCCCCACGAGCUGCAUGCUGCUUUAGCAAAAGACGGGUGGAUUGGAAUCGCACUUCCAGAAGAGCUAGGAGGGGCAGGUCUCGGCAUUUCGGAAGCAACAAUGGUGCUGCAAACGAUAGCACAGUGUGUGAUUCACGAAGCGGAGCAGGCAUAGCGGGAGCUCAGUCAAUCCAUGCCAAUGUUUAUGCGACACAGCCUGUAGCGAGAUUUGCUACUCCUGAGUAAAGAACACGGAUGCUGGAACCUCUCAUUUCCGGGGAGGUCAGAACAUGCUUCGGAGUGUAGUUUACCUCGGUUCCUUUCCCAUUAAGAUCUUCAGGAAAGUUGACCUGGAUAGAACUGAACCCAAUACGAGUUUAGAGACUCUGAAGCUACGUACCCAAGCGGUCCGCGAUGGAGACUACUACAGGAUUUCUGGACAGAAAAUGUAUGUCACACCGUCAGAGCAAUGCAAUAGAAUGCUG
Molecule: messenger RNA, 787 nt
Organism: Monascus purpureus
Lineage: Eukaryota; Fungi; Ascomycota; Eurotiomycetes; Eurotiales; Aspergillaceae
Source: the annotation of a GenBank genome assembly